AUGAUAGAGCACAUGAUAGUGCUGGCACAGUUUCUGAGCACCCUGCCAGAGGAGAUUCAGACAUGGGGCAGGUCAAAACAGCCCAAGAACAGCAAGGAGGCAGGAACCAUGGUGGCAAACUUUAUUCAGGCAUGUGAGAAGCAAGGUUUCCUUGCUCAGGACUCUGUCCCUGCAGAAAAGAGGAACACAGAGAUGUUAGGCAAACCACCAUCUGCUGGGUCCCAGGAGUUGGUGACCUUCAAGGAUGUGGUUGUGCACUUCAGCCUGGAGGAAUUAAGCUCCCUUAGUGCUGCUCAGAGAAACCUCUACCGGGAGGUGACCCUGGAGAAUUACCGGAACCUGGUCUCCCUGGGGUACCACUUCUCUAAACCUGACAUUAUCUCACGCCUGGAAAAGGAGGAAUCACGUGCAGUGGAGACAGACAGCAAUGCAGUGAUUUGUCAAGGAGAGUCUCAUGACGACCCAUUGAAACCACACCAGGGCAACCAAGAGAAACUUUUGAGUCCUAUAACAAUGAAUGCCCCCAAGACUCUCACUCAGGAAAGAAGCUAUGGCAAUGAUGAAUUUGAGAGACACUCUAAUCUUACUGAACAAUCAGAGGAUCCUCUAGGAAAGGAUCCCCAGGAAGGCACUACUCCUGGAAUAUGUACCAGUCCCCAGUCAGUGUCCCAAGAGAACAAACACAACAGAUGUGAAUUUUGCAAACGAACCUUCAGUACUCGAGUAGCCCUCAGGAGACACAGGAGGAUCCAUACUGGGGAGAAACCCUUUGAAUGUAAACAGUGUGGUGAAGCCUUCUAUCUCAUGCCACACCUCAAGAGACAUCAGAAGACUCAUUCUGGUAGGAAGACAUCUGGCUGCAAAAAAGGUAGAAAGUCUUCCAUCCAGUGCACGAAGCUCUGUGAACGUGUAGGAAUUCGUAGUCAGGAGGACUACUGUGAAUGUUUUCAGUGCGGCAGAGCUUUUACCCAGAACGUGCAUCUUUUUCAACAUCUCAAAGCCCAUGAGACAGCAAGAGUCCUUCCUCCCUGGUUGUCCCGCAGCAAGACAUACUUCAUUCGUUAUCAGCGGAAACACGACUAUGUUGGAGAGAGAGCCUGCCAGUGUUGUGAUUGUGGCAAAACCUUCAGUCAGAGUUCACAUCUCAUUCAGCAUUAUAGAACUCAUGCUCACGAGAAGCCUUACCAGUGUCAGCUGUGUGGGAAAUGUUUCAGCCGACCCUCAUACCUCACUCAGCAUUAUCAACUCCAUUCUCAAAAGAAAUGUUGAGUGCAAUCACUGUUGAGAAACCUUCAGUCACAGCACGCAAUUUUCUCAACAGUUUCAGCUUCAUCCUAGAAAGAGUGUUCUGAAUGUGAGAAGGCCUUCCACUAGCCCCCACACCUUGUUAACGGCUUGAAAAUUCAUCAAAGUGUGGU
Cebus imitator (Panamanian white-faced capuchin) is the source of this 1418-nucleotide messenger RNA. It is a transcript of the gene ZIM2, whose product is annotated as zinc finger imprinted 2. The record is from RefSeq and is a predicted model, not a curated record. Gene Ontology annotation, biological process: negative regulation of transcription by RNA polymerase II. Gene Ontology annotation, molecular function: DNA-binding transcription repressor activity, RNA polymerase II-specific. Lineage: Eukaryota; Metazoa; Chordata; Mammalia; Primates; Cebidae. The transcript is spliced from 5 exons. Bases 1 to 1269 code for a protein of 422 amino acids.